AUGUCCGGUUUUAGGCUGCGCUGGUCUGACCUAACGAAAGAGGGGUGGCGUUCGAGGCUGCCGACGGGCCUCUCGAACAGCUACACGUACCUCAAGCCUGGAAAGACUAAGAAAGACGUGCGAGGUGUGGAUUAUUUCGUGGGCGAAGAGGAACUGAUGAAGUAUUUGGACCGGAAGCGGCAAAGGACUCUCAAUCAGAUGUUAGCAGUGCUGCAAAACUGCAUGCGCAUCAACACCAGACGAAAAUCAUCCCCUGGUUGUGAAACUACAGUCGCUAGGGAAGGAGAUAAAACCACUGCUACUAGUGGGCUUUCCACAGCAGUUGACACCAACCUGGACGGUGCGCCAUACGACGACCAAGCCGCAUCUUACGGAGAGUCUGUGUCUCCUACUCUGCGGUAUGAGUCUCCUCACGUGACUCACCGAGAGUCACAAUCGCCAGUUGUUUCUUCAGGUUCGAAUUUCUCCCCGUCACCUCGCCGCAACCUAAGAGAAGAAUUUGACAAUGAAGAAAACGAAACUCGUGGGGAAGUAGACGGCAGCAGAAACGAAGUGCCGAGUAACGAGGAAAUUGAACUUCGUCGUCUAGCGAUAACUGCGGCUGAUAACUCAGAUGUCAAUGUCUAUCAAGAUAUAGACAACCCCGAUGACUUUACCGCAAUGGUGUCCGAUGCUGAGAACGACGAUGGCGCCUCUGGUGAUGAAGAGUGCGUGGAGGAAGAAACCAAUUCACUCGACGGAAGCGACGACAACGAAGAGGACGCAAUUGAAGAUGCAGUGUUCAACAAGGAUUUCCUUGAAGCUGCUGGUGGUAUUGCUGGAAUUACCAGAAGCACAGUAAACGCCACCGUCCUGAAGGACAUGUCAUUGAAUGGCUGGACGGAUCCAGUAUCAUUCGCGCCCUAUCCAUACUUAGACCAACCGUAUGAGGCUCGCAGCAGUGAUUCUAUCAGUACCGAUUUUCCAAAUCUCUAUCGAGGUGACUAUGGACCGUCGACUCGAGCACUCGAAGCAGCUUCAACAGUAAUAGGGAGUUUCUUCUAUUUCGUUCAACCACAGUUGUGGAACAGUAUUACUGAGGCGUCCAAUGAUUAUUUCCUGGAGAAGAUUGAUGAACGAGUGGAGGGGCAGUACCAGAAGCAGCUAGUACGCGAAAGAAAACAGCCGCGGUAUCGAAAGAAUACACGGGAGGAUAUAAAGACAUCUCUUUUGGGAACACCGGACAUAUCAGCUCGAGAGCUAUGCGUUUUUAUCGGUCUUUUGAUUGCUCGAACGAUAGCGCCCAACAAGGAAAAGUUGGAGCAUCACUGGAGAACUACAGACGAUGGUGCAAUUCCGCGCGGCCGCUUCGGACUCUACAUGACAAGAGACCGCUUCAUGCAUAUCUCGCGGAACCUGCACUUCAGCAACAACGCAGAACAUCGGGCCGUAAGUGACCGAGCAUGGAAACUCCGCCCUGUGAUAGAUGCACUCCAAGAACGUUUCAAAUCUGGAUACAGGCCGCCGCCCGUAAUGGCCUUUGAUGAGGCAAUGCUACCAUCGAGGUCUUCUUUUAACCGCAUGCGGGUUUACAUGAAAGACAAACCCCACAAGUGGGGUACUAAGCUUUUCAUGCUGUGUUGCUCUUCUUCAGCUUACUGCAUCCGGUACGUGCGAAUUUACUGUGGGAAAACCCAAACCGGGGUGAGCACUGCUGGGACUGACGCGAAGUCAGGGCCAGCCGCUGUCGUUCGAAACCUGAAAGAGGUGUUUGGAUGUAGUGGAUCGAGAGAAAAGCGAUUGAUUGUUACAGAUCGAUUCUACACGUCCCCCACGCUUGCCAUGCAGCUUCUGACGCUCGGGUUCUAUACUAUUGGUACUGUUAUGACCAACCGACAGGGGUUUUGCAAGGCUAUCGUGGAAAAAAAGAAAAAGAGACCCUCUGAUGUGCUGAGGGGCACGUACACAGUUGCAUACUCGACGAUAGUACCAGGCAUCAAGGCUGACCGAGUAGUGCGGCGAGAGAAAUCGGGAGUACGGGCAGAGAUCGCAUGUCCAAGAAUCCUGAAGGACUAUCAGACUUUCAUGGGCGGCGGGAUGUGCAUGAUCAACUCCGCCUUCAAAGGUACUCACUACAACUGGCAUUGA
This is a messenger RNA of Phytophthora nicotianae INRA-310, 2127 nucleotides long. RefSeq lists its product as hypothetical. Lineage: Eukaryota; Oomycota; Peronosporomycetes; Peronosporales; Peronosporaceae. The transcript is spliced from 8 exons. Bases 1 to 2127 code for a protein of 708 amino acids. The record is from RefSeq and is a predicted model, not a curated record.